Messenger RNA from Prorocentrum cordatum, 904 nucleotides. The record is from the annotation of a GenBank genome assembly. Lineage: Eukaryota; Dinophyceae; Prorocentrales; Prorocentraceae.
CGACGCCCCACGAUGGCCCAAAAGGCCCCAAUGUCUGCUCCAAGACAGCCCCAGAGGCUUUCCGUAACCGUUUUGGCUCAAGCGCGCUGUUGACGUGAUUUUCUGCUUCGACCGAACAAUUUGCUAAGGCUAUUGCAAGGCAUGUAUACACUUGCGUUGAUCUUCCACUUAACGCUUACUUGGGCCAUGGCAGUACAGCAAGGCGUUCUCACAGGCUAUGCUGACGAGUGGAUGGCUUUCGAGGACCAGAUGUGUGAGGGCGAAGUGUACGUCGCUCGUACUUCUGGGGCUGCUGCGGCCAGCCCUGAUCUAUGUUACCAGCUGAUGCUUACUACAGUCGGAGACGCUUCCGUGAACACUGACAUCGUGGUGCUGACGCGCGACCGCCCCACUGCUUGCUACGCCGUGAUGGCCGGAAACGACUGCACAUCGAGGCUCGCAGCUUCCGGCUUCGCCGUGUACUUGAAGAGUGCGUCCCGGGCGCUCCCUGGGCCUCCCGCGCCCUUGACGAGGUCGCUUGUAGUCGCCAAUUCAUCGCGAGCCCUUGGGGCAGGAGGGCAGGGAGAAGACCAGCUGCGAGCGUGUCCGGCAAACGGGGUCUGCUCCAAGAGUGUUGCAGGGCCUUGCCAGACGUGCGUUAACACAAUCGACCCCUAUUGCGGUUCCAGUAGCUGGGACACUUACUGCUAUUCCGCGUGCUGCUCUUCCACGGCAUACACUGGCGGUGCGAAUUGCGCCUCGUCUUGUUCUACACCGUAUACGCCGAACCCGACGCCCCGACGCCGAAUCCCACGCCGAACCCGACGCCGAACCCCACCCCGACGCCGAACCCGACGCCGAACCCGACGCCGUACCCGACGCCGUACCCGACGCCGUACCCGACGCCGUACCCGACGCCGUACCC